Molecule: messenger RNA, 567 nt
Organism: Stegodyphus dumicola
Lineage: Eukaryota; Metazoa; Arthropoda; Arachnida; Araneae; Eresidae
Source: RefSeq, a predicted model, not a curated record
AUGGAAGAACAUAAGUUGAAAGGACAUGUUGGAGUUUCUCACGUCCUAAAUUCCUUAAGAGAAAGAUUUUGGAUAUUAGCUGGAAGAAGAGUUGUGUCAUCCGUUUUGAAAACUUGUAUAACCUGUAAGCGUUAUUCAAACAAAAAUGUUAACCCACCAGCGCCACCACUUCCUAGAGAUCGGGUACAGGAUGCCUCAGUAUUUCAAAUAACUGGCAUAGAUUAUGCUGGACCUAUAUUUCUAAGAGACUACAAGAAGGCAUGGAUUUGCCUAUUCACUUGCGCAGUGUACCGUUGUGUUCAUUUGGAACUGGUUACAUCCUUAACGACAGAUACAUUUCUACAAGCGUUUCAUCGUUUUUCUGCUAGACGUGGGAAGCCAUCCAUAAUUUAUACUGAUAACGGAACAAAUUUUGUUGGAGCAUGCAAUGCACUUGCUUCAAUCGAUUUCAAUGAAAUUGGAAAAAAAGGAGCUAAUGAACGUAUUAUUUGGAAGUUCAUUUCCCCAGGCGCUCCAUGGUGGGGUGGCUGGUGGGAACGCCUCAUAGGAAUGAUGAAAGAAUAUUAA